UCAAGUUCCAGGAAGGAGGGCUCAGUUAUAACACCAAAUGAGUUGCUUUCAGUUUCAUACCAGCUGGAAAAGUUGGUCCCUCCUGGUGUGACCCACAGCAAAGAAACCCAGAUUCACCCACAUCUUGCCCCUGCUCAAGAGUCCAAAGACCUUCUCUCAUUCAAACUUAGAAAGCUUCUAUUGAACCUGGGAGUUCAACUAUGGAGAAUCGCCCUAAGAGCAAAGCCGAGAGACCAAUGAAGUCGGCAGAUAAUCAAAUGGAAAAAAACAUGCAUGAUGAAGAUUUAAUAUCCGGUGAAGAGCUAUUGGAGUUGAGAAGGAUUUUGAAAGUGAUUUCAGCAGUCCCCAGAGGCUUGAAUCCUCACAUCAAGGAAUUCAUACAUACAACUUUGUUAUUGCAAGUGAUACAGGACGGCGGCGCAGUGGACGGUCUCCAGGUGUGGCAGGCGGUGUCCGGCCUCUCUCUGGAGGCGCUCAUCACACAGCUGGACACGACGCUGGAGAAGAUUCAGGCUGCCCACUGGAACGGACAUCAAUUAAAUAUGGGUUAUUAUCUGACAUUACUAUUUAUAUAUGGAUUAGCACUCAUUGAAAGGGGGACAAAGCAGGAUUAUUCUAAAGCUAGAAGUAAAUUUAUGACCAUGAAAAUGGAAAUUCAGAAGAAAGAAGAUUGUAGAAAUUUUUUAUCUUUAGUUUAUUUUGGGUGUGGUUUACUGCUAGGCACUCAAAAAAGGUAUAUUGGAGGAUUACUAGAAUUUCAGAAAAGCAAGCAAGAAAUACAAGAUAAUAAUGAAAACUGGUAUGAUAUAGACCAUAUAAAAAAUGAAGAUUUACCUGAAACGUUUCAAGAUCUUCUUGAUGACUAUAUUAAAAAAUAUGAAAAUCACAUAGAACAGGGGACUAUUUGCCGUUUUCCUGAUUGUGAGAGGUCUUGCGAGUCUGAUAUUUUAAAGAAAUCCAAAUAUAAGGGUUUUGUUCAUCUCAGUUGCAGUGAAAACUGCAGAAUUUACUUCCAUAAAAUUUGUUGGGAAAAGCUCAAGGAUUUAAAGUAUUCUGGGAAAAGUGAUCAGAACUUUCUUGGAGGAAUAUGUUUGAAAAAAGGAUGUAUUGGUGACAUUGUAAAGAUGCAAAAAUGUGAAGAACCCGGAGUCUUUAAUAAUCUGUAUGAAGGUGUGAAAAAGGACGAAUGUAUUCAAAGCUAUUAUAAAAAAUUCAAGACUCUACCAGUCACUGAAGGAGUGGCUGUGAAAUCAGAACUGAAUUCUCAUAGUUAUAAUCCAGAAGAGAUCCUUCAGGAUGAGAUAUUAGAACAUAAUGAAUCUCCAGUAGACUCUAUUAAAGAUAUGAAAUCAGACUUAGAAGAACUGCCAGCAGAAAUUCCUAAACAUGAAAAAUCGGCACCUAGUGAAUCUUCAAUAGAAUCCGUUAAAGAUGUCCAGGAGAAUGCUCGAGUUAACAAUAAAUCAAAGAAGAAGAAAAAGAAUAAGACUAAGAAGAAUAAAGAGCUGAAUAAAGAACAUAGUCCAAAUAUUCUCAGAAAGGAAGAACAGACAGAAAAAGCUCAAGAGUUAAAUCCACAGCUGAGUAAUGGAACAGAGAAAAAGAACCCAUGUGAUCUUCAACGUGAUCCUGCAGCUGAAAAAGAGGCCUGUAGCCCAGCCCAAUCAGAUGCCCCAGAUUUCCCAGAUCAGGGCUCAAGGAACAAACCAACCAUAAAACAUGUAAAAAGUCCAGAAGAAACCAGGGAUCUGCAGCAGCAACUCUGGGAAGCAAGGAGGCAAUGUGCAGACUUCAAAAAACAGUUGGAAGCCAUGGCUGUCCAGUGGCAACAGAAGCAAGUACAGAUUAAAGAGAAAGAGAAAAUGAUUGCCGGUCUUAACCAACAGAUUUCUUCCGGAAACCACAAGGUUUCCAAAUUACAGCAGGAAAUGCAGACUAAAGAUUCUGAAAUCAGGAAGCUGAAAGAGAAACUUGCUUCAGAAAGAUCUCAAUGGGAAAGAGAGAAAAAUAAACUAGAAGCCAAAGCAAAGAAGUGCCUGAGCAAGCUGAAUGUUGAAGCCAAUAGAGCUAUAACAGCAGAGGUGUGCUUCCUUCAGAGUCGCAGAGAUUUUGGCCUCCAUCAGCUGGAACAGACUGAGAGGGAGUGCCUGCUUCAGCUUAUCCGUGUGAAAAACAUGGCAACAAGAGAUCCAGAAUCACUUCAGCUAAAAGCAGCUGUAGAAAGUUGGGAAACCAUUGUGACAGACGUCAGAAACAAAAUUGCAUUUAGCAAGACACAGUAUAAUGAACAAAUUGCUCUGGUGAAGAAUGGUUUUCCUCUAAACUGCUUGCCUCUGGUACAGAUUCCUCCACCACCACCCAGUCCUGAUAUAUUGAUGCAGCAUUUCUUGGGAAAACACAUCAUGAAAGAAAAUCCCUUGAGAGGGAUCCCCAAUUCUCCUCAGUUUGCUUCAUCAUAUCCUGGAGUUGGUUCUACCACUAACCAGACUAGACCACCUUUGGUGACAGGUAUGGCCCAACCUACACAAGUGCCAAUUUUGGAAACCAGAAUUUCUGAGACAGUCAUGGGAAAUGAACGCAUCAAGAUCAGCUGGGAGAGGAUUAUGGAUAAGCUAAAAACUGCCUUUCCAGAAUAUAGCAGGAAGGAACUCACAGACCUCUUAAGAAAACUAAAGGAUGCCAAUGGUAGAUCCUUGAUUGGGCUGACAUUUGAUGAAAUAGUUCGCAGAGUGUCCCAAAUGGUUGAACCUAAAAGAUCUCAGAAUCAAGUACAAGGAGUACAGAGCGCUGAUUCUAUUCCUUCUAGCCACCCUCAGUCUAAACCCAACAUUGAUCAACCUCCACGCCCUGCCUGGAGACCACUCAAUCCACAAGUCCCUGUGGCAUGGGAAGGGACCAAAAAUUUGGGUGAUGAAGAGGAGCCUUGUGUGAUCUGCCAUGAUAAUCUCACUCCAGAAAACCUAUCUGUGCUGGCUUGUGCUCAUAAAUUUCAUCCUCAGUGCAUUAAACUGUGGCUGAAACAACAAGGGACAUGUCCUACAUGCAGACUCUAUGUUGUGCUGCCAGAAGAAUUCCCGGGUCUUCCUAGCCGACACAUACCCAAAAUCUGAUGCAAGGGAAUGGAUGGUGUCAAAGGAGAUCAGUUUCUAGACUCCAGAAUUCUGCUUUGCCUUACUAUCCGAUGUCAUGAGGAGGUGUGAAGUAAUGCACACAGCAGUUCCAAUGCAGAGGAACUAGCUAACCAAAGAGAGGAUAUCAAAUCUUCGAAGUUUUCAGUCUGCAUUCAUAAUAUCUAGGCAAAAUUUGGCUUUUAAAAUUGCUGUCUCUAUACUUUCCCUUUCUUCAGUAAGCAUACCUUUCCACUCUCUAAAUGCAACAAUUUGUAAUGUGCCAGCUUUUCAAACUUAAGUUCUUUGCUUUAAUUUACUGCCAUCUUCCUUCUAGUUAUAAAUGAAGAAGAUAAACUUAGGCAGGAGAUUGAAAAUGAGAGGUGAAGAAGUGGGCACAUUCAGAAGCUGUGAAUGAAAGAAAUUCACACAUUAUCUAAAAAAUUCUCUCUCAUUAAUUUCAAUCUCUAAUACUAAUAGCAAAAAAAGCAAGAAGCACAAUCGAAUUAUUUGAGUUUUUGCUUUUCCUCCUUGCUUCAUCUUCUGUUGGAGAUUCUUAAGUUCUGAAUUAAUUGGAACCAAAAAUCAGAGUAAGGAGGAAGUCUGCACUUUCAACUUCUAAUGCCUCAUCACCCUCUAAUUCCUUAAUUUUUAACAACUUGCCCUCUUGAAGGCCAUCAAUAUUCUCCUUAUUAUCAAAUCCUUUCCAGGAGUCUGAAUUUUCUGCAGCAUUUGUCACUAUUCACCAGUCUCUUCCUCCCCCUUUGGCUUUUGUGACAUUAGUUCUCUACCUUUUUCUAUACAUUCAGUAAUUCAUUCAACAUUUUUUUUUUGGCAUCUACUAUGUGUAGAACAAACACUUUGCUGGAUUCUAGGGGAGACUAAAAACAGGUUUAGAUAAGACACUGUCACUCCUUUCAUAGCUCUUACAGUUUAGUGGAUGAAUAAAAUAUAAGCACAGAUAAUUAUAAUACAAAAUAUUUUAAAAAUAUAUUACAGAGUGGUAAAAUAAAAUGAUCUUUAUCUCUUUUUCCUCUGCUCCCUUUAACUCCCCAUGAUAUAGGUGUUUCUUCAGGUUUUUCCCUUUACCCCAUUCUCUUGCUACUUAGAUGUUCACCUUUAAUAUCCUAAACCACUCUCACAAAAAAAUAAUUCUAAAUAGAUAACUGAAAUCUGUGCCUUCCUUCAACCUUCAUCUUUCUCCUAAACCUCAUUUCUGUAUUUACUACCGUUAGCUGGUCAUCAGCUCAUUGUUCCAUUAGCUCUUCAAACUCUACAUCAAAAACUCAUUUUCUACCCCAAAUCAGAUCAUUUUCCUGAUUUUGAUGUUUCUGUUGAUAGGUUCACUAUUCUCCCUGUCUUUCUGUCUUUUUUUCUUUCCCUACAUCUAAUCAGUUACCAAGUCCUGUCAUUUCUUCAUUCACAAUAUCUUUACCCUCCACCCUCUCUCUGUUUCCAUUACCACCUCCCCAGUUCAUGUCCCUGUUAUCUCUUGCUUGUAUUACUGCCAUAACCUCCUUUUUCUGGCUAGACUGGACUAUUCCCUCCCUGUUUAAUGAUUAUUUCUUAUGUUUCUUAUCCUUUAUACUUAUGUGCACAUUACUCCCCUUACCUGGAAUGCCUUAGCACCAGGCACCUUAUGUACCUGUCAAAGUUUUCUGCAUUCUUUAAGGCCCAGUUCGAAUGCCAACCCCUUUAUAAGAUUUCCCUGACCCUCUUAACAGUCAGUUGUGAUUUCUCCCAUAUCUGAACCUGAACAUGGUUUUUUAAAAUUACUUUUCUGUGGUACUUCCACUUUGUAUUAUUUUUGUUUUUAAACUUUUCUUAUGCUUACUACUGGACCAUAAAUUCUUUGGCAAAGCCUUAGAAGAGGCAUUGUUUCCUUCCUAGGGAUAUGCAUUCCUUCUUACUGGAAUAGGUUAGAAUAAAUUCCACCCCUUGUUGUCCUCUACUGACUUGUUCUCAUGGGCACUGGGUGGAUGAGAAGGGGGACUGCUGGAACUGAAGAGGCUAGGUCCUCCCUUUUCUUCUAUGAGUACUCAAAGUAGGGCUACCUCUACUGAGUCCACUUUCCUUCUCCCCACUUUUGAGUUCCUUUCCCCCUCCAAUAUUCUCUCUCCACCUCAGCUCUAACUCUGCCUAGUUCCACUUCUCCUCUGCCCUUUGGAACCACUCUUGUUAGCAAAUUUCUUCAUUCUAGUCUCAUCUCCUUGCAUUUCUUCCCUGUUCUGAAGACUUCUUGACAUCCACUACAAAGUUAGCUUCUCCCAUACUCCCUCUUGCACAGGGACAAGAGGAAUUGGUAUAUUUCUUGCUCUCCACUGCCAUUUUCAGACCCUUUCUUGGCCACCAUGCAGGACCUAGCUCCUCUUCUUUUAAAAUUCACUUUAUGCUGUCCAGGUCCUGGGUGUUUGUUGUUGUUGCUGCUGCUGUUUCUUUGUUAUCACUCUAGUUGCUUUCCCUUGGCCAUAGUGCAUUUCAUAGCUAGCUUAUUGCUUUCCCUACCCCCAACAACUCCUCUUCUCCUGAUAGCCAUGCCUUCUAGUUCCUUAACUUCCUUAGCUCCAGUGAUCUCUGUUCAACCUGUCAGGGUCCAACUCUAAAACCCUCUGCUCCCCAACAAUCCACCUUAGGUGUGGAAUUUCUAGUUACAAAUCUGGUCAGGACAACAGCUGGCAUGUUUCCUUCCAUUCUGUAUCAACUACAGUCCCUAGAACAGGGCCUUUCAUGAAAAUAACUUCACAAAUAGAUGCUAUCAAAUAAGGCAGAGGAGGGAUAGUUCGUGGAAGGAGGGACUCACAAAAUUAAUCCAAAAAGGAGAAAAUAGUUGAAUAAUUGAUAAUAUGUUCACUUAUAGACCUGCCUUCACUGAGUCUUUUUUCCUCCCUUAAAAAAAUCUCCAAAUUUCACCUAUUUGACCCUUAUGGAGAAUCUAACUAUUCAUUGUAUUGUUAUACUCUUAUAACAAUGGAUACCUGGGCUAAGCCUCAUCACCCAAAUCUUAACAUUGAAAACUGUUAUAAUUGUAACUGAGAGCUCUGUUCCUAUUAAAGUGAAGAUAGUGUUAAGGCCUGGUCCUUUGUACCAGCUCCAGAAUAACAAAAAUUCAGUUCCUUUGUGAGAUGAAUGUUUCUUGUGUCAUAGUCUUAAUUUUAUUUACCAGUGGACCUUAAGUCAGCAGUUUUUCUUGUAUGCUUUAGACCAAAUGUGUCAUUAAACUUUUAAUUCUCUCUGA
Molecule: messenger RNA, 6342 nt
Organism: Monodelphis domestica (gray short-tailed opossum)
Lineage: Eukaryota; Metazoa; Chordata; Mammalia; Didelphimorphia; Didelphidae
Gene: DZIP3
Product: DAZ interacting zinc finger protein 3
Biological process (GO): protein polyubiquitination
Cellular component (GO): cytoplasm
Molecular function (GO): RNA binding; ubiquitin-protein transferase activity; polyubiquitin modification-dependent protein binding
Source: RefSeq, a predicted model, not a curated record